AUGGCCUUUACUCUUAUCGUCGGACCCAGUGAGUACAUUGGCUGUGACGCUUGCCUAGACUGGUUCCAUUUCUCUUGCGUUGGUCUUAGUGCUGAAUGCGCCGCCCGGCUCGCCGAUUCUUGGCUUUGUCCAUCCUGUCUUCCAACUUUGUCUGGUACUGAUAAAGCAUCACCAUCUAAGCUCCCUUCAUCAGAAACACCAGUUUGUGAGUCUCCAGAAGUCCAAAGUCCAGUUAAGUGUGGUAGAUUCAAGGUAGAAGAGGAUGGAGCAGUAAAAUCGGAUCCUGGACUUCAAAGUACAAUAUCAAAAGUUCCGACUACUACUUCAUCUAAUCCAUCGUGUGAGCCUGAAACGGAGGCUGACCGACCAAUUGUGAGUAAAUUAGAGCAAAUUAGAGCCGCCGAAGAUAAUGAAGAAGCUUCUGAAGAUGAUGCUAUUUACUGUCUAUGUCGUACUAAAUAUGACGCUUCUCGUGCUUAUAUUGCUUGUGAUCACUGUGACGAGUGGUAUCACGUCGAAUGUGUCGGUCUUACUCCAGAGCAAGCUAGUGCUCACACUGGUGUUUACACAUGUCCAUCGUGUCGGCGUAAAUUGCCUCCGUCUGCUUGUCUCGACGUUGGUUCAAAACCAUCUGCUGUUGAUGAUGACUACGAUGUUGAUUCUACCGCCCCCGCUACUGUUGCUGUCCUUGCCACGUCAUUGUUGCAAAACCCAAAAAACUGCAAAGAGAUUGUUGAACUGACAUAUGAAACGAAUGAAAAAGAAAUAGCAAAGGAUAUAUCUGAAGAGCCUAAGACAAGAAUAAAUAUAGAACUGAACGUUGAAGGACGAGGAAUGACAGAAACAACAGAAACGUGUGAAGAUGAGUGA
Molecule: messenger RNA, 870 nt
Organism: Protopolystoma xenopodis
Lineage: Eukaryota; Metazoa; Platyhelminthes; Monogenea; Polystomatidea; Polystomatidae
Source: the annotation of a GenBank genome assembly